UUUGUUACUUUGAUCAUGAGGUAUAGCAUUGAGAUGCUUGUGAGACGAGUUAUAGCGACACUUCAACACCCGAUUCCUUCUAGCUUCCAUGUUCUUCCUCGUUUUUGUUCCUCUUCUGCAUCGCCUAGUUCCAAGCUGUUCGUUGGAGGAUUGUCUUACUCGGUGGACGAACAAUCUCUCAAAGACGCUUUCUCUUCCUUCGGGUAUAUCGAAGAAGUUAGGAUUGCUUACGACAAGGGAAGUGGGAGAUCAAGAGGGUUCGGUUUUGUCGAUUUUGUUGAGAAAGACGAUGCUCUGUCUGCAAAACACGCCAUGGAUGGAAAGGGAUUAUUGGGUCGGCCAUUGAGGAUAGGUUUUGCACUUGAGAGGGUGCGUGGUGGUCCUGUGGUUGUUCAACGUUUUGGGAAACCCAAGAGCGACAGAGAGAAGGUCUUCAAGUGAUGGUCUGCAACUGCAUCAUCUUCAUAAGAUGAUCUUCAAUGUUUCAUGACUCUCAAACCAAAUGACAAUAGUCGGAAUUGUUUGUAUACGCUCAUUGUCGGCUCUUUGGUUUAGUUUUGUGGUAUCAAAAUUAGCAGUGUGAAAAGACUUUGACGUUAAUAUGAGUAUGAUUAU
This is a messenger RNA of Raphanus sativus (radish), 615 nucleotides long. RefSeq names its product glycine-rich RNA-binding protein 4, mitochondrial. NCBI's taxonomy places the organism in Eukaryota, Viridiplantae, Streptophyta, Magnoliopsida, Brassicales, Brassicaceae. Gene Ontology annotation, molecular function: RNA binding. The transcript is spliced from 4 exons. The record is from RefSeq and is a predicted model, not a curated record. The coding region runs from base 16 to 441 and encodes 141 amino acids.